Molecule: messenger RNA, 3416 nt
Organism: Anoplopoma fimbria (sablefish)
Lineage: Eukaryota; Metazoa; Chordata; Actinopteri; Perciformes; Anoplopomatidae
Gene: odad2
Product: outer dynein arm docking complex subunit 2
Exons: 21
Coding region: 113-3328 (1071 amino acids)
Molecular function (GO): protein binding
Source: RefSeq, a predicted model, not a curated record
CCAACGGGGGCGGAUGGAGCGUGUGGUUUCCAUGGACACCUAUGAGAGCAAACUUGUAAAAGUUUUGAAAUAGAAAAGAAACGUGAGAUACACGAAUAUCCCAGCCGGUGUCAUGGGGUUAUCACUGACGAGGGCAGCCCAGUGGACCACGACCAGCUCUGGUACUGGCAAACUUGAGCUCACGCCAAUGAAUGAGUCCUUGUUGAAAGAGGUCCUUCGCUUUGUGGAGCAGUUCUGCUCCCAACACCCACAGGAGGCAGAGCAUGUGUUUGAGGACCCUCUCCAGUGGAGUACCACUUUAGUGGCAUCUGAUUUCAAAACAGACUAUGACAUCAGUGACUUUGAUGUACAGUCCUACGAGAAAGACAGCGAAGGGCGUCCAUUGUUGCAGCUCUCCCCUCCUACUGUUUAUGUGCGCAGCUUCAGCCAGCUCUCCAAACUUGUUCAUCUGGCAGAUGAUAAGAAGCUGGAGGAGGUUCAAGCAUGUCUAGAAGAAAAUAAAGACCCCGUGGUUAAGAUUCUUGGUCCCAGCUUUGCCAGCAUCCUGGAGAAAGAAAAUGCCAAUACAGAUGUGCUAAGUCUGGUCGACAAAGUAAAAGAGGAAGAUCAAGGCAAGGAUUCUGAAGUCAAAGUCAAGCUGUUUCUCUUGCUCCAAAAUAUGGAUAACCAGCUCCUCAGCAAGUGCCUCAAAGAGAUAGACGAACAAGUCAGGCUGGACCCCGCCGCAGUGGAGAAUGAAGUGGAGCUGUUGAAACGGCUCUGCAGCGAAGGGGAAAAGAGGGUGUUGAAGUCGGUUCGAUACACAUCAGAUUAUGUAUUUUCAAACGGCUUCCGCGCCCCUCCGUGGAGACAGGCCCUUGAUGAGAUUUGUUACCUUGUGAUCGAGCCUUGUGACACCAAGACCCUCUACGUCACCUGCAGCACAGCUGGAGUUUUUCUCAAUGGGGGCAUAAAACAGGAGGGGGAGGAGAGCGGCUACGAGCGAACAAGUGAUCUGUACGAAGACCUGGGAACUCUUCUGAAGAGCACAUCUCCACAUUUUGCCGAGAACAUAAACAAGCAGGAUUUUGCAGUUCAAGAACUUCCAUUAACACAAAAGAUCCAGCAUGUGGAAUCGGUUGAUGCGGAGGAACAAGGCCAACCCCAGAGGUCUUACGAGCAACAGGAAAAGAAUGUGCAUGAGAAGGCGAGGCAACAGCAUGCACCGAACAAGGCAGGCGGCGAGAAGAAAUAUGAACCAUGUCCGAGGUGGAAGAAUCUCGGUCUCGUGUCUCCGUGUGGUGAAGCAGAGGAAAAGAAACGGAGUAAGAGCCCCGGAGAGGAGAAGUCUGGUGAAAUACAGAAGAAAAAGCUUGGAGUGGGAGCCAAGAGCAAGAUGAAAGCGGACUUCUCUGUGUCCUCUUUACCUGGACGCAUGUCCUCCCAGAAAAUUAAGACCCCAGCAGGAUCCAUGCCAGUGGACGCUCUCAGCGAAAGUUCAGCUGAGAGUGAGGAGGAGGAGGAGCAGCCAGAGCGCCGUCCAGAGAGUAACACAGACCUGCCUUCUGAAUACUGGCAGAUCCAGAAACUGGUCAAGUACCUCAAGGGAGGCGACCAGACGGCCACUGUGCUCACUCUGUGCGCCAUGAUGGACUUUAAUUUGAUGCAGGAGACGUGCCAACUAGCCAUCCGGGACGUAGGUGGCCUUGAAGUCCUCAUUAACUUGUUGGAUACAGAUGAAGUCAAAUGCAAAAUUGGAUCUUUAAAAAUCCUGAGGAAGAUAAGUCACAACGUGCAAAUCCGUCGAGCCAUUGUUGACAUGGGUGGCCUGCAGAGCAUUGUGAAGAUUUUAGACUCGCCAGUGAAGGACCUCAAGGCCUUAGCUGCAGAGACCGUUGCCAACGUGGCCAGGUUCUGCAGAGCCAGGAGAACCGUCAGGCACUAUGGCGGCAUCAAAAAACUGGUAAAGCUGCUGGACUGUGUUCCCAAUUUAGCCAGCCUGACUGCAAACCAGGAGAAGGACGUGGAAGUGGCUCGCUGUGGGGCUCUGGCUCUGUGGAGCUGCAGCAAGAGCACCAAGAACAAAGAGGCCAUCCGUAAGGCCGGAGGUGUCCCUCUGCUGGGACGCCUGCUCAAGUCCCCACAUGAGAACAUGCUUAUUCCUGUGGUGGGCACCCUGCAGGAGUGUGCCUCUGAGGAAAGCUACAGGAUUGCCAUUCAGACUGAGGGUAUGAUCAAGGACUUGGUCCAAAACCUAAGCAGUGACAACGAUGAGUUACAAAUGCAUUGUGCCAGCGCAAUCUUCAAGUGUGCAGAGGAUAAAGAAACUCGUGACCUGGUGCGCAAGUACAAAGGUCUGCAGCCGCUGGUUUCACUGUUGAGCAAGUCGGACAACAAGCAGCUCCUGGCCGCCGCCACAGGAGCCAUCUGGAAGUGUUCCAUCAGUAUGGAGAACGUGGCUAAGUUUCAGGAGUACAAAGCCCUGGAGACCCUCGUUGGCCUGCUGACUGAUCAGCCUGAAGAAGUUCUGGUAAAUGUAGUGGGAGCCGUUGGAGAAUUUGCCCAGAUACCUGCCAACAAGGCCACCAUACGCAAGUGUGGAGGCAUCAGGUCGCUAGUUAACCUGCUGACUGGAACAAACCAGGCUCUGCUUGUGAAUGUAACCAAGGCGGUGGGUGCCUGUGCUACUGAUAUGGACAACAUGGCGAUCAUCGACCAGCUUGAUGGAGUCCGCCUGGUGUGGUCCUUAUUGAAAAACCCCAGUGCAGAUGUCCAGUCCAGUGCUGCAUGGGCCCUUUGUCCAUGCAUCAAGAAUGCAAAGGAUGCAGGGGAAAUGGUGCGCUCCCUCGUCGGUGGGUUGGAACUGAUUGUUAAUUUGCUGAAGUCAACAAACAACGAGGUGCUGGCAAGCAUUUGCGCCGCCAUCGCCAAAAUAGCCAGAGACAAGGAGAAUCUGGCGGUCCUCACUGAUCACGGGGUUGUCCAAUUGCUGGCCAAGUUGACUAACACGACUGAUGACAGGCUCCGUCGCCACCUGGCUGAGGCCGUGGGCCACUGCUGCAUGUGGGGAAGCAACAGGGCGUCCUUCGGUGAUGCCGGAGCGGUGGCCCCCCUGGUGCGGUACCUCAAGUCAAAGGACAAGGCAGUCCACCAGAGCACGGCUUUGGCCCUGUACCAGCUGUCCAGGGACCCCAACAAUUGCAUCACCAUGCACGAGAAAGGGGUUGUCAAGCCCCUGAUCCACAUCAUGGGCUCUGAUGAUGAGAUGCUCCAGGAGGCUGCUGCUGGGUGUGUUCGCAACAUCCGACUGCUGGCCCUGGCGAAUAGGAAGGCCCAAUUAUUUUAUUGAGCCUCAGAGUUUGUUUUAAAUGUGUUUGAAAAAAGCUUAAAAUGAAUUUUAUGAAAAAAGUGUUACAAAUAUUAGUGGUUUGAAUAUG